Molecule: messenger RNA, 1398 nt
Organism: Cavenderia fasciculata
Lineage: Eukaryota; Evosea; Eumycetozoa; Acytosteliales; Cavenderiaceae
Exons: 5
Coding region: 1-1398 (465 amino acids)
Biological process (GO): transport
Molecular function (GO): transporter activity
Source: RefSeq, a predicted model, not a curated record
AUGGAUAAAUUUGAUCAAAGUGAUGUUAUAAUAGAUAAAAGUUCAAAUGAACUGCAGCCACAGCAGAUCAUAAUACCAAAUAAUAUACCAACUAUAUAUGCACUGUUUAUCAUGGCAGCAAUAUUUGUAACCAUCGCAACAGCACUAUCAAUCUAUUUAAUCUAUCAACAUUUAAAAUACUAUACUCAACCAGAACAUCAAAGAUAUAUAGUCAGAAUAGUAUUUAUGAUCCCUUUAUACGGAAUCUAUUCUCUUUUAUGUCUAGGUCUAUAUGAUUAUGUUGUUUAUUUUUCUUUAUUUAGAGAUUGUUAUGAAUCAUAUGCAUUAUAUAUGUUUUUUGCAUUAUGUGUUAGAUAUUGUGGAGGUGAUAAGAAUCUAAUCAUCCAUUUUAUAUCUAGUCCACCGAUGAAAUGUAUAUUUCCAUUUUCUUGUAUCCACUUUAAACCAAAUGAAAUGGGAAUUUUACAAUAUGUUAUAGUUAGACCAAUAGUAGCAUUGGUAUCUGCCAUUUUAGAGAUCAAUGGAUUAUAUGAUGAAAGUCAUUUUGCUGUUAAGCGAUUCUAUGUUUAUAGUUUUGUUUUAAAUAAUCUAUCAGUGACAGUAGCAUUAUUCAUCUUAUUAUUAUUCUAUCAAGCUACCAUUGAAGAACUGUCACCUUACAAACCAUUACUUAAAUUCACCUCUAUCAAAAUAGUUAUAUUUUUUUGUUUCUGGCAAUCAAUCAUUAUAUUCUUUUUAGAAAAAAUGAGUUGGUUACCUUCGAUUGAUGGUGAAUAUUCUAUUUCUCAAGUUUCUUAUGUUUUAAAUAACUUUUUAAUAUGUUUUGAAAUGUUUUGUGUAUCAUUUUUACAUUUAUAUGCAUUUCCAUAUGAAUUGUAUAGGGUUAGAUCAUUUAGUACAACUCCAUUGGUUCAUAAUGUACAAAUGGGAACAUUAUUUAAAAGUGUAAUUAAUUCAGUCAGUCAACGAGACAUGUUUACAGAAACAAUGAAUGCAUUCAAAGGUUCCUCAAAAUAUAAAUCUAAACCAUUACAAAUUAAUGAUAUUGAAAUGGAAAUGGGAGAAUUUAAAUCAUAUGAAGAUCAAGGAGUAAUAGAUUUAUGUGAUUUAAUGAACACAUAUAAUGAUUUAAAUAUUUAUAAUGAUAGAAAUUCAAAACCAUUAACUACGAUUAAUCAUUAUGGUAGUAAUGUUAAAAAGAAUAGAAACCCGACAACAACAACAAAUACAAGUAUAUUAGUAUCGACCAACCAUUUUAGUGAUGAAGAUUUCUUUGGACUGAUGCAUAAUGAUUAUUCAGCAUUUGAUAUGACUGAAAUUGAAGAAGAAUUGGAUUAUAGUUUAAAUUUUGAUGAAGAUGAUGAUUCUCAAGAUGUUGGCUUUACUCUUAGAAGAUAA